GUACAAGUGAAAAUAUCGAACAGACGUAAGCAGUUAAAAUGUUUCUUAACGAUAGGAAUAUGUAGAUUUAGUAUCAAUUAGUUGUAGUUAAUUUAGAUUUUUUCGGUUAGAAUUGUAAAACAUCAUGAACAGGUACAAUAUUCUACACCAACUAGGCGAUGGCACUUAUGGUUCAGUAGUAUUGGGACAAAGAAAGGAUACCGGGGAAAAAGUGGCCAUUAAAAGAAUGAAGAGGAAAUAUUAUUCUUGGGACGAAGCCAUGAAUCUUAGGGAAGUUAAGUCUUUGAAAAAAUUACAUCAUUCGAAUGUGGUGAAAUUAAAAGAGGUUAUAAGAGAAAACGAUGUAUUAUAUUUUGUGUUUGAAUAUAUGCAAGAAAAUUUAUAUCAAUUAAUCAAAGACCGAAGAGUGCCUUUUCCAGAAUCAGUCGUUAGAAAUAUCAUAAAUCAGAUCUUACAAGGUUUAGCGUUCAUCCAUCGACACGGUUUUUUUCACCGAGAUUUAAAGCCGGAAAAUAUACUUUGCUCAGGGCCGGAUUUAGUAAAAAUUGCAGAUUUUGGGUUAGUUCGAGAAAUUCGUUCGAGGCCGCCAUACACCGAUUACGUAUCGACUAGAUGGUAUAGGGCUCCGGAAGUUCUUCUACACUCGACUAUUUACAGUAGUCCGAUUGAUUUAUGGGCUUUGGGUUGUAUAGCUGCCGAAAUUUAUACGUACAGGCCUUUAUUUCCAGGAACGACAGAGACGGACCAGUUGUACAAAAUAUGCGCUUUAAGAGGCACUCCAGAUGAAAACAAAUGGCCAGAAAGUUAUCAACUAGCCGGCGCUUUGGGUUUCAAAUUCCCUUAUUUUGCCAAAACCCCCCUUAACGACGUUGUUCCACAAGCAGGAUCGAAUGGGAUCAGUUUAAUAGACGAAUUCCUCGAAUGGAACCCCAUCCAUAGACCUACAGCACAAAGUGCGUUAAAACAUCAAUAUUUCCAGGUUAAUCAGUUGAGCGCCCUUCAAACGAACCGCCAAAUACAAGCGAAUAGUGCCUUACAGUCUCACACUAACGGAAAAAUAUCCACGCAGGAACCACCAGAUCCAUUAUUCCCCAAUCCCCAAACUCAAGUCCAUAUCCAAACAAACGGUCGAUCUGUAAUCAAACAAUUGUCCAAUUCCAACCAACCCGCAGUUCAAAUAAAUAUCCAAUCGUUGAUAAAACCCAUGGAAAAUUUGGAAAAACCCAGGUUGCAAGGGGCGCCUAUCGUCUAUAGUUUCGGACAAUCCGAUUACGGGAGUAAAUAUCUACCGUCGAUUUUCGAUAAUAUGAAUAAAAUUAAUAAGGCCAGAGGAGGAGUGGUGAUACCUAAUAAAAAAAUUAGUUGGGGGUUCGAGACGAAUUUUGAGUACGAAGAUGAUUUUGCUGAUAUUUUAGGAAGUAAAAUAAAGCUGCCUGCCUCAGAGAAGAAAAAAGAUAACUCGAAAGUGAAUUUGAGUCAGUUUAAUUUGCAAGAUAUUUUGGAACCUUUGGCGAAAGCUAGCGCGGGAACGAUUCGGAACCAAUAUUUGAACGUUCCUAAAUAUAUAAACGGACAAUCUACAGUGCGACGAGAUUCUAACAUUAGUUUAUUUUCGAAUUUUUCUAAUAACGGAAGAAACAGUGGCGUACAAAAUAAUCAAUCCAGCAAAUUGGAUAUGCAGCCAAUGUGGACGGAUUUCGGAGACUUGAAUUCGGCAAAAAGAAGAUUUGGAAAUAUGAAAAUUACUAAUACGAACGGUUACGAUUUGACAGCCAAUUUUAAUUUAACAAUCGCCAAGAAAUUUGGCGGGCAAAUAAAUAAAUCAAAAUGCAAAAAACAAUUACGUCAUUUUUUAAUAAACUUCCUACCAAUAAAGAUGAUGAUAAAGAUAUUGGGUAUGUUCGAGGUAUUUAAAAUGUUUUUAUUGAGAAUAGUUUCUCAAAGAGUAGUCCGUAGUAUUAAGACAAAAAGUAUUAUUCUUUUUCCUCAUUGUAGUAAUAUAAAGAAAAAUAUAACUAUUUCGAAAAUAAAAUUAAAAGUUGAUUAUUCCAUAUCCAAGACAGAAAACAUCAAGAAAAAAGAAAAACUUGAAGCUUGUAAAAAAUCAAAAGUGAAAACCCCUACAAAAAAUGCAACUGAAAAUCUUGAAGAGACUUCUUUGGAAGUUAACAGUUCGAAAAGAAGAAGUAAAAGGGCAAGGGUAUUAAGUAGUGAUGAAUCUGACCAAGAAAACUCAAAUACAAACGAAUCUGAAGCAAUUGAAAAUAGCAGUGAAGAGAAAUCUUCAGAAUCUGUUACAAAGAAACAAAAAAUUGUUGAUAGUGAUGUUGAAGAAAAUAGAAAACGUGCUAAAGAAAAACUAAAUAAGUCAGCAGAGUUUACAAAUAAACAAAAAACAUCACCAAAAUCAAAAACUACACCAAAAAAUAAAGAUAAGAAUGAUUAUAACAAAGCUGGUAAUAAAAAUCAAUUAGAUGUAGUUGAUAAGAAAGAAGAGAUGAAACCGGAAUCUAAAAAACUUAUGUUUGGUGUUCAAAAAUCAGAUAAUUCUACCAAGGAAGAAAAGAAAAUGUAUAAUCCAACUUUAGUAAAGUACGAUCCCAUAAAAGAUGCUAUUUGGCAACACAACGAAAGGGUACCAUACAGUGCAUUGUCCAGAACAUUUGAGGAAAUAGAAGAAAUCUCAGCAAGAUUAAAAAUCAUUGAAAUUCUAAGUAAUUUCUUUAGAUCCGUUAUAGUUUUAUCACCAGAAGAUUUACUUCCAAGUAUUUAUUUGUGUUUGAAUAAGUUAGCACCAGCUUAUGAAGGUUUGGAAUUGGGUAUAGCAGAAACCAACUUGAUGAAAGCUAUAGCUCAAUCGACUGGCCGUACCCUAGCUCAAGUUAAAGCAGAUAGCCAAGAAGUUGGAGAUCUAGGACUGGUAGCAGAAAAAUCAAAAUCCAAUCAAAGGAUGUUAUUCAAACCAGCCAAAUUAACCGUAAAAGGCGUUUUUGAUAAAUUGAAAGAAAUCGCCAGAAUGACAGGAAACGCUUCACAAGGGAAAAAAGUUGAAAAGAUCCAAUCCAUGUUUGUUGCAUGUCAAGAUUCUGAAGCUAGAUUUUUGAUAAGAUCUUUAGCUGGCAAAUUGAGAAUUGGACUUGCCGAACAGUCAGUUUUGCAAGCAUUAGCUCUUGCUUGUGCUACUACUCCACCAGGACAAGAAUAUUCACCCAGUAUCCUCAACAAAGCAAAAGAUUUAGGAAAUGAUAAAUUUAAGGCGCUUUAUGAUAAGUACAGUCUUAUUUUGAAGACCGCUUAUUGUGAAUGUCCCAGCUAUGAUAAAAUAAUACCAGUUAUAUUGAAAACUGGUUUGGAAAGUUUACCAGAACAUUGUAAGAUUACACCCGGUAUACCUUUGAAACCCAUGUUGGCUCAUCCGACGAAGGGGGUUCAAGAGGUUCUUCAAAGAUUCGAUGGGUUGAAAUUUACUUGCGAAUGGAAAUAUGACGGUGAAAGAGCACAAAUACAUAUCGAUGAUAAAAAAAUCAAUAUAUUUAGUAGAAAUCAAGAAGAUAACACUUCCAAAUACCCUGAUAUUAUCUCUAAAGUAGAAAAGUGUCGUACGGAAGGAGUGGAAUCUUGUAUAUUAGAUGGCGAAGUAGUUGCGUGGGAUAAAGAGAAAAAACAAAUUUUACCUUUCCAGAUACUUAGUACAAGAAAGAGAAAGGAUGCCAAUGAGGCGGAUAUAAAGGUACAAGUGUGCGUUUUCAUGUUUGAUUUGUUAUAUUUGAACGGGGAACCUUUGGUGAGAAAACCAUUUUCCGAACGCAGAGAUCUUUUAAAAAAACACUUUAGAGAAGUGGAAGGAGAAUGGAUAUUCGCUAAAAAUAUGGAUACAACCGUCAUGGAAGAAGUAGAAGAAUUUUUGGAUGAAAGUAUCAAGGGUAAUUGUGAAGGUUUGAUGGUAAAAACUUUAGACCAAGAUGCCACCUAUGAAAUUGCUAAACGAUCUCACAAUUGGUUGAAGUUAAAGAAAGACUAUUUGGAUGGUGUGGGUGAUACGCUGGACGUUGUAGUGAUGGGUGGUUAUUUGGGAAAAGGGAAACGUACUGGAAAUUAUGGAGGAUUUUUAUUAGGUUGUUAUGAUGAAGACAGCGAAGAAUACCAAAGUAUAUGCAAGAUAGGAACCGGUUUUAGUGACGAGGAUUUGCAAAAACAUGCGGAAUUUUUCAAGGAUCACGUCAUUUCACAACCGAAACCUUAUUAUAGAUUUGAUAGUUCUUUGGAACCUGAUCAUUGGUUUGAUGCUGUACAAGUUUGGGAAAUCAAAUGCGCGGAUUUGUCAUUAUCUCCUGUACAUAGAGCAGCUUUGGGAAUCGUUGAUCCGGAAAAAGGUAUUUCACUGCGUUUUCCUAGAUUUUUGAGAGUAAGGGAUGAUAAAACUGUGGAAGAAGCCACAACGUCGCAACAAAUAGCUCGAUUGUAUUCCAGUCAGGAACAAGUUAAGAACCAACAGCAAUCUAAUAAGAUCGAAGAUGAAGAUUUUUACUGAAAUGAAUGUUUUUAUGUAACUUGUG
Messenger RNA from Diorhabda sublineata, 4556 nucleotides. Its product is annotated as DNA ligase 1-like. Gene Ontology annotation, biological process: protein phosphorylation; DNA repair; Okazaki fragment processing involved in mitotic DNA replication. The record is from RefSeq and is a predicted model, not a curated record. Gene Ontology annotation, cellular component: mitochondrion; nucleus. Bases 125 to 4531 code for a protein of 1468 amino acids. Lineage: Eukaryota; Metazoa; Arthropoda; Insecta; Coleoptera; Chrysomelidae. Gene Ontology annotation, molecular function: DNA binding; ATP binding; DNA ligase (ATP) activity. The transcript has 24 exons.